AUGUUUACACAUAUUCCCAGAGACAUACCUUCGCCUCUAUUGCUUGUUGACUCCACCAUCACCUUGGCGUCCUUGUCGGCGGUCGUCGUCUAUAUUCUCCUACCAGAUUAUCGCGAGGCCGCGUGGUGGUUGAACGCAGUCCAAAAGGCACUUGCAACCUUCCGGUUGAGAUCGGGAGGAUCCCAGUGGCACGACGAGAACUUGCCCGGCAAGGUCAUGGCUGUACCUGCUACGGCCGUUUUCCCCCUCUUGUCUCGGGACUAUUCUGCCACGGAGAGUGCUGCAGAGAAAACCGUAGAAGAGUAA
Molecule: messenger RNA, 306 nt
Organism: Cadophora gregata
Lineage: Eukaryota; Fungi; Ascomycota; Leotiomycetes; Helotiales; Ploettnerulaceae
Exons: 1
Coding region: 1-306 (101 amino acids)
Source: RefSeq, a predicted model, not a curated record